GUCAUAAGCCAAGCAACCCCUGCAAUCGACGGUCCCUUACAGCUGCUGCAUAGCAUAGCCCUGCCACGGCUGAUCUUAUUCUCGAAUAGGCACCGGGUAUUGGCACCACCACCAGCUAUUUUGGGUAACUGUCAUACUGUAGUAGUUCUCACAGGCUGAAUGAUAACCAUUUUUUUCGCCGUCAUGUAGAAGAUUCUGUAACGGUUAAAUUAAAUGAUCAGCAGUCUAUAUCCUUACCCGUAAUACAAUUGCGUCCGCAAUCUGUCCACGGAGCCAUCGUAGUCACGUUGUGUGCAGAAGGGGGGGGAAGUAUAAGUGGUGAAGCUUGGCCUCGACGUUGGACUCUUGACUGAUUGUUUCAUCGAGCGGCCGAACCAAACGAAACGAUCUGAUUAGAACUUGAUACCUACUCGAGAAAGCGGCUUACGUUAACAAGUAGCAAAGAUGAUGUUUAAGAACUACGCCUUAUUCUUCCUCUCUAUCGCUUUCCCUUUAGCGACGACAUCAGCGCUACCAAAACCUGGCUCUACAGUAACGAGGAAGCCGUGCUGGGCUGGCCAGAUUCAUUACCCUUGCGACGGGUCCACGACAGGCUGUACUCCUGACGGGAUUAUGGUUAAAUGUCAAGACUCGAGCGGUGCAAUGAUCUAUGCCAAUAUGUGCGACCUAGGAUCCCAAGGGAAGGGUACCUGUACCUACGACGCCGACUGCAAUGCGGCCUGCAGUGCUUAGGGUACUGGAAACUUGGGCAAGUCACGCACCGAGCAAGAUGGUGACUACAUGAAUGUUUUGAAUAGCCAAGCAGGGUCAUCUAUAAUUUGAGGUAUGGGAGGACUUGGGGGGCGGGUAGUUGUGAACCAGUGAUUUCUAUUUGAGGAUUCACUUACACCAAUACGCUAUUGUAGUAGGGGCGCAUGGAGUCGAAACGAGCGAUAUUCAAAAGUUUGCUUGAAGAUGUUGUACUGGUACC
This is a messenger RNA of Daldinia loculata, 970 nucleotides long. RefSeq lists its product as uncharacterized. The record is from RefSeq and is a predicted model, not a curated record. Lineage: Eukaryota; Fungi; Ascomycota; Sordariomycetes; Xylariales; Hypoxylaceae. Bases 445 to 732 code for a protein of 95 amino acids. The transcript has 2 exons.